Messenger RNA from Colletotrichum truncatum, 675 nucleotides. Its product is annotated as glycoside hydrolase family 16 protein. Gene Ontology annotation, molecular function: hydrolase activity, hydrolyzing O-glycosyl compounds. The record is from RefSeq and is a predicted model, not a curated record. NCBI's taxonomy places the organism in Eukaryota, Fungi, Ascomycota, Sordariomycetes, Glomerellales, Glomerellaceae. Gene Ontology annotation, biological process: carbohydrate metabolic process.
AUGGUUUGGUUCAACCGAGCAGCCCUCCUAUUCAGCAGUGCGCUGCUGGUGGCCGAUGUGGCCCCAGUCAGCGGCGUCCAGACCAUCAUUCCAAAGACAAGCUUUGACUCGCAGUCGACCUUUGACACAUACUGGAAACCCUACUAUCCUUGGGGAACCGACCACAAUGGCUCGGCGCGUAUGAACAAGACGAAUAUUCAGGUCAGCAACGGCGUGCUCACAUUGACUGCUAAAAAGGUCACUGGACAGCCGCCAGCGUCACAUGGCGGCAAGAAGAUCGCAAUCAACUACUUCAGCGGUGCAGUCUACGCCAAGCAUCCCUUUAACGUCACGAGCGGCGGCGGCUACGACUAUAGUGCUGAACUGAAGGCAACGACUACUAGGGGCACAUGGCCCGCUUUCUGGCUGACAGCCGUCCAUGGCUGGCCUCCCGAGAUCGAUAUGGCUGAGUGGAAGGGUAGCGGAAAGAUCAGCUUCAACACAUUCAACACGAGCUCCGUGGUUGCCGCGAAGGAUGUUGAUUACCCAGACCCAGGCAGCUUCCAUAAGAUCAAUGUUCAAACAAGAGAUCUGAACGGAAAGGACGUCCAGAUCAAAUUCUACAUGGACGGCAAGCUGGUCGCCACUCAGACCGGUGCCGGUUAUACCGGAAAGCCAAUGUGGCUGUAUCAUUAA